This is a messenger RNA of Aspergillus steynii IBT 23096, 1065 nucleotides long. RefSeq lists its product as uncharacterized. The coding region runs from base 1 to 1065 and encodes 354 amino acids. Lineage: Eukaryota; Fungi; Ascomycota; Eurotiomycetes; Eurotiales; Aspergillaceae. The transcript has 2 exons. The record is from RefSeq and is a predicted model, not a curated record.
AUGUUCGAUCUGCCCCCCGGAAGCACGCUGCCUGCUUUCCUUCGAAUUCUUUCUUUUGCGAGCUUUAGUUUCAAUCCUGGGCAAGUAGCCGACUGGGCACAGCGCCUUAAGACUCGAAAAAUCCUUCACUUGGGCUUCGACAAUAUCCCCGAGGUGUGCAGCUUGGUUGACCAGCUUUCCGGAAGUGUCUCGAAUUUGAGGUCUUUCGCCAUCCGGGGGCCCGCGCCCGCGAAUCGCGAUUUCAACCCCGGAAUCAUCAAGUCGCUCGAUUUAUUUUUGCGUCAAAUUACCAAACUGCACUCCUUCGAGGCCUAUGACUGGCCAAAGGAUGUUCUCCGCUCCGUGGGACUCUAUCACGGUAACCACCUUCGUCAACUUAGAUUCCACCAUAGCGGAUUUGCUUUCCGGUGCCCGCCUGGACUCAAUGGAAGUCGAUUUGAUAUCUGUCGGGACGCCAGAGCACUCUCCAGGCUCUUGAUCUCUCUGCUUUCACCCGAAGAACUAACAUGCCUUUCUUCUGAACUCCCAUUCGUCGAAAGAUUAGGUAUUGACCUGUGCUUCAUUGGUAGCAUGCCUUGCGACAUACUUAGCGGCGUAGCCUCUUUUGAGAACCUGAAAGCCCUUGAGCUUCUUACACCGGAUGGCGUCGGCUUCGUUCCGAAAAACGCCAAGCCCGAUAUGCCCCCUUUCCCAUGGCUCGACGCAUCCAUAACCGAGGAGGCAUUUCGUUAUGUCGCAGCUCAAAAGGUGCUACAGCACAGACCUGCUGCAAACAAUCACAGUAUGCCUUCCUGGCCGCAGCUCAUACAACUCGAUAUUACAGCAGAUUGCUGGGGCUUGACGAGCGUGAAAUACCGGGUGGAGCGCCUAUUAGAUGGUUUUCUACCUGUAUCCUGGUGGGAUCCUCGAAGCUCGAUGAACGUGCGUUCAAUCCAAGUUUACCCUAAUACAAAGAAACUUUCUAAGUUCGCUGGUUUCACUGAGGAUACUGUGUAUGAGAUGCCAAUGUACUCGUCUGGACUGUGGGAUUCUAGAAAUGCGGACUUUGAGAUGUCAGCUUGGUGA